UAUAAAAUUCCCUUGAAAAUGACGUACACAAAGCCUUUAUUCAGAAAGCUCACAUCCAUUAUAUUCCUCUUUACUGGGAUCUCUCACUGGGAGAUCCCAGAGGAAGUGGGGCUCUAGCCAUUUGGAGCCAUCUAAGCUAGCCACUAGCUCAGAGAUGCUUGCAAAGUCUUGUUUUGAGAAAGCUUGUAGAGCUCCUGUUUCCUCCCAGUACUUUUCUUUUUGGAUGCUUGCUUGCAAAAUCUUGUUACGAAUAGUAAUUAGCUUCCUUGCAAGAUUCUUAUAUCCUUUAGAGGUCUUCAAAUAGCCACUCCCACUCUUUUUGAUGUAAUCAAUAAGUGAAUCUGAGAAAUCUAUGUUGAGAAACAUCUGUUUGGGAUCUGAAGAUUGAAGAGCUUUGUAUUUUCUCUUUAGAGCUCUCUUUGAUUGAGACUUAUUUCAAAUACUCACUUAGCUUCAUAUUCUUCGAAGCAGCAAGAAAGCACUUACACCCCCUCUAAAUUCUCCUUAGCUAACAUAUACCUCAAAAUAUCAUCAAAAGCUUUCUUAAUAAUCUUAAUUCUCUCCGGGCUCCACUCACUCAAAUUCUCGCCUACAGUCGCUAUCUGACUCAGUCUGACAUUGUCCGGAUUCUCACUGAUCAUCCUUGGGAUUUUAUGAUAGGCGAAGUUUUCAUUCUGACUGAUCUUGGUUUUCUCAUCUUGGAGCUUCUCUUCGCAGAGAGGGGAGUUUUUAAGCCUUUUCUUGAGUAAGGUGUUCUCGUGUGUGAGGUGAAGGUUUUGUUCCUUGAGGGUUUUGUUCAGGUGUUCUAGAGGUGAGAGGGGGAGUACCUAGGGUGGAGAUGUACUGUUUGUGACGGAUGCGGUAUUCUUGGGAGCGGGUUUUGGCGGAUUUUGUGUGGGGAAGGGGUGGAGGGGUGUUCAUGUUGGGGAUUUUGUUUUAUUAUUAGAGAUUGUUGAUGGGGAUAUUAUAUAUUCUUGGAUGUAUUUUUGGCUUGAUUCGGUUGUG
Moneuplotes crassus is the source of this 1005-nucleotide messenger RNA. The record is from the annotation of a GenBank genome assembly. Lineage: Eukaryota; Ciliophora; Spirotrichea; Euplotida; Euplotidae.